CUCAAAGCUUUUCACACUUGCCUGCUUUUGACACCCAACCUCUAGAAAGUGGCUGUCUUUCCUAUCUCUCGGCACUCCAUAGCUUUUUCUCGUUCCUCUUAAUCCAUGGACACAGCUCAGUGGGCACAGGGGAUUGGAGUGGUUAAACAGCCUGGGGUGGAAGGCUCAAUUCCGAAGCCUCCUACGACAGAAAGAAAGGCGAGGCCUCAGAAAGAUCAAGCUCUGAACUGCCCGCGGUGCAACUCAACCAACACUAAAUUCUGCUACUACAAUAACUAUAGCCUCUCUCAGCCCAGAUACUUCUGCAAGACUUGUAGAAGGUACUGGACCGAAGGUGGGUCCCUGAGAAAUGUUCCCGUGGGUGGAGGCUCCCGAAAGAACAAGAGACCUUCAACUUCUUCAUCUUCAUCCUCAAAGAAGCUUCCUGAUCUGAACCCCAAGAUCCAGCAAGGCCAAGAUCUUAACUUAGCAUGCCCACCACCAGCACCCGAGGACUACAACAAUAGCAUAUCAAAAUUUAUCGAGGUUCCUUUUAAUACUGAAGACAAGAGUAUAGCUUCUCAUCACGAUCAGUUAUCCUCGAUGGAGCUUCUGAGAACUGGAAUUCCGUCGUCAAGGACUCUGUGUUCUUUGAUGCCUAUGUCGGCGUCGGAUUCUUCCGGUUCAGCAAUGUAUAAUUCGAGUGGAUUUCCUAGUUUGCAAGAUCUUAAGCCUCCUCCAGGGCUUAGUUUCAGUCUUGAAGGGUUUGCAAAUGGGUACGGGGGUAUUUCUGGAAUGCACGAGGGAAGUAGUGGCGAUGGCAGUGCGAGGUUGUUGUUCCCUACUGAGGAUUUGAAGCAAGUUCCAAGUAGUACUGAUCAUUAUGAGCAGAAUAGAAGCCAUGCGGAUUCAACGGGGUUUUGGAAUGGCAUGUUAGGUGGAGGAUCGUGGUAAAAAUAUUAUUAUUGCAGAAGAGAGUUAUAAAGAAAAGCAAAAAAGCCAAGG
Neltuma alba is the source of this 984-nucleotide messenger RNA. RefSeq names its product dof zinc finger protein DOF2.5-like. Lineage: Eukaryota; Viridiplantae; Streptophyta; Magnoliopsida; Fabales; Fabaceae. Gene Ontology annotation, biological process: regulation of DNA-templated transcription. The transcript has 2 exons. The coding region runs from base 106 to 933 and encodes 275 amino acids. The record is from RefSeq and is a predicted model, not a curated record. Gene Ontology annotation, molecular function: DNA-binding transcription factor activity; DNA binding.